UAAUCCAAUCAUUCGAGCAUGACGUUUGACAACAAAUAAGUUUUGUUGUACAGUUUGAUUGACCGACUCGAUAGUGCCUAACAUUCCCUCAAGCCGGUCGGUCGCUCAGUAUACGAUGUGGUUCGUAGUAUCUGCAAACCAGUUUACAUACUAACGUCUAAGUUUUCAAGUGCUAAUUGAUGCUUAUUUUUGAGCGGUCGAUAUUCAUCUCACGCGCGUGCAAUCAGAAAACACACGACAGCACUUGACCUACAUUCCAGCUAGAAGCUGGCAGACAUGUCGGAAAAACGAAAGUCGGAUAGAAGAAAGCAAGAAUUUUCUUCGAAAUUAAAGAACGAGGAUAAGCUCUCAGAUGACUCGAAACCUGCGGUUCUAGUUGCUCCCCAAGUGGAGCAGCUUAACUGUUUUUUCGAUCUACGAACGAAGCGCGGCCAAUUACUGUUUUUUAUUAUAACUGUUCUCGCGGCCACCCUAACUCAAUGUCUUCCAAAAGAUGCUAUAACCAAUAUGCUGAAUCUGACUGAAGAACAAUCACAGUGUAAAACCGAAACGAAAAUCAUAGAAAAGAUAAUCCGUAGCGGAACCACAGAGAGACCGAAGUACGUAAUCUAUGGUCGUAAUCCAUCGGGUGGUCAUUUGAUUCACGUUCACAACGUACUCCAGAGGCUAGGACUGGAGCAGAUCGACAACACGACCGACGGAUGGGAUCUGAUGUGGGCUCACGAUUAUCCCUACAGAAAGCUCAAUCUGCACCAAUUGAAACCACACCAGCUGGUGAACCACUUCCCCGGAUCGGGCUACAUCACGAACAAGGUAGACUUAUCCACAACGGAAAUACGAUAUGUUCCGAAGGCAUUCAAACUACCAAGCGAAGCGCAAGAAUUUAAAGACUUUGCCCUGCGAAACCCAGCCAAACUAUUUGUUCAAAAGAAUAAUCAACAUCGACAUAUUCAAAUAAAAAAACCGGAAGAGAUCGAUUUGAGCAACAAUGAAACGUUUGUUCAGGAGUUCAUUGAUGAUCCACUGUUAGUGGAUGGCUAUAAAUUUGACAUCGGAGUGUACACAGUGAUCACAUCGAUUGACCCACUGCGAGUAUACAUCUACAAGGGUGAUGUCCUCUUCCGGUACUGUCCUGUAAAAUACUACCCAUUCGAUGCGGAUAAUGUGGACAAAUAUAUAGUAGGGGAUGACUAUCUGCCCACUUGGGAGGUGCCAGCUUUAGCAUCAUUCUACACCAAACUCGGCUUUGGCAUGAAAGAAUCUUUCGACGCGUACCUUCGCAGUAUUGGUCGUGAUCCAGCUACCAUCUGGGAGCAGGUGGAAGAUGCCAUUCGACUAGCUAUUCUCAGCAAAGAAUCUCUGCUGGCCAAUAUCCUGCCCCGCUACACUAGCAAGCGCAAUUUUUUCGAAAUGAUGCGCUUCGAUUUAGUAGUAGAUAAUACGCUACGUGUCUUUCUAAUGGAAGCAAACAUGAGUCCCAAUCUAUCGUCCGCACACUUCAAACCCAAUCGUCUUCUGUACGAACAGGUCAUCUAUAAUUUUCUGCGCCUUGUUGGCGUGGGAUCCGACCUAUACCGAGAGUCUUUCCGCAAACGUACCACAGAUGCGGAAGCGAUGAUUUCUUCGCUCAAAAACAUCGUGGUUCAUGCGAAUCGCUGUUCCGAAGCACCCUGCGCCGAAUCGUGCGCUCCGGAGGAAUGUUCCCUUUGUGUCAGCUGUCUCAGCGGUGCGGAUCUGAAGGAGUUGCACAGUGCAUACCGAGAGCACCUGAACCGAGGAGAUAUGAAACGAAUUUUCCCCGUGCCAAAGGCCGAUCAUCUACCGGUCGAUCAGGAAAAAAUGAGUGCCAAGAACCGAUGGAUGAGUCGCUGGUUCGAGGCAAAGUGCCAAACCGAUUCAUCCUACUGCUACUGAGUAGACAUUCCACGGAAAGCAAUUUCCUUUCGAAACGAAAAGUAUUUUAACACAACGACAACGCUCUAGCGAUAGUUUUUUUUUUUUCCGUACUUUGUUGUCAGUUUUAAUAUAAGAUUCUAAAGCCAGUAUUAACAUAUCGAAAUUUAUACAAGUUCGCAUUGAAAAUAAAUUCUCAAUACAUAUCAACAACCAA
Wyeomyia smithii (pitcher-plant mosquito) is the source of this 2110-nucleotide messenger RNA. It is a transcript of the gene TTLL15, whose product is annotated as probable tubulin polyglutamylase ttll-15. The transcript has 2 exons. The record is from RefSeq and is a predicted model, not a curated record. Gene Ontology annotation, biological process: protein modification process. The coding region runs from base 277 to 1914 and encodes 545 amino acids. NCBI's taxonomy places the organism in Eukaryota, Metazoa, Arthropoda, Insecta, Diptera, Culicidae.